Molecule: messenger RNA, 1776 nt
Organism: Manihot esculenta (cassava)
Lineage: Eukaryota; Viridiplantae; Streptophyta; Magnoliopsida; Malpighiales; Euphorbiaceae
Product: flavin-containing monooxygenase FMO GS-OX-like 4
Exons: 7
Coding region: 33-1370 (445 amino acids)
Molecular function (GO): flavin adenine dinucleotide binding; N,N-dimethylaniline monooxygenase activity; NADP binding
Source: RefSeq, a predicted model, not a curated record
GAUCAUCCUCAACGAUACUCAAAAGUUGACUAAUGCCAACUCCUCUCAUCUCCCGUCGAGUUGCAGUGAUCGGCGCCGGCGCAGCAGGCCUUGCUGCUGCGCAUGAGCUCCAACGCGAGGGCCACAACGUUGUAGUAUUUGAACGAGAAAUCCAAAUCGGCGGCACCUGGGUCUACGAUCCAAGGGUGGAAUCAGACCCGUUGAGCCUGGAUCCAAGCCGAAGUAUAAUUCACUCGAGCCUUUACUGCUCCCUUCGCACCAACCUCCAAAGAGAAGUGAUGGGUUUCAUAGACUACCCAUUCAUACCCAAAGACGAUCACACGAGAGACCCGAGAAGGUACCCAGGUCACCGGGAGGUGUUACUAUACUUGCAAGAUUUUGCGAGGGAGUUUGGGAUUGAGGAUAUGGUGAGGUUACAGACUGAGGUGGUUUACGUUGGGUUAGUAGAGGAGACUAACAAGUGGAAAGUGAGGUCUAAAAAGAAGAGAGAGAAUAAUGAUGAGUUUGAAGAUGAGAUUUACGAUGCUGUUGUGGUUUGCAAUGGACAUUACACGGAACCUUGUGUUGCUCAAAUACCAGGCAUCAGUUCUUGGCCAGGGAAGCAAAUGCAUAGCCACAAUUACCGUAUUCCGGAUCUCUUCCAAGAUCAAGUGGUAAUUUUGAUCGGGAGUUCAUUAAGUGCUAAUGAGAUAAGCAGAGAAAUUGCUGGGGUUGCCAAGGAGAUCCAUGUCACUUCAAGAUCAGUCAGAGACGAAACAUAUGAACAACAGUCUGGAUAUGACAAUAUGUGGAUUCAUUCUAUGAUUGAAAGUGUUCAUGAAAAUGGUUCUGUGAUAUUCCGAAAUGGGAGAGUUGUUGUAGCUGAUAUCAUUCUACAUUGCACAGGGUACAAGUAUCACUUCCCUUUUCUUGAAACCAAUGGCAUUGUGACUGUGGACGAUAAUCGUGUGGGACCAUUAUUCAAGCAUGUUUUUCCACCAGCUUUGGCACCAUGGCUUUCUUUUGUUGGUUUACAACGGAAGAUUGCCCCUUUCCCAAUUUUUGAACUUCAAAGCAAGUGGAUUGCUGAUGUGUUAUCAGGCAGGAUUGAGCUUCCAUCUCAAGAGGAGAUGAUGGAAGAUAUUGAAGCCUUCUACCUGUCACUUGAAGCUUCUAACGUUCCCAAAAGAUACACCCAUAACAUGGGUGAUUCUCAGUUUGAUUAUAGCAACUGGCUUGGAGCUCAAUGCGGAUGUGAAGGGUUUGAAGAAUGGAGAAUCCAAAAGUAUUAUGCGAGUGGCAUCGGCAGGCGCCUUAGGCCGGAUACUUAUCGUGACCAUGAAGAGGAAGAUGACCACCACCUGGUCUUGGAGAUUCAUCAAAUAAAAUAAAUUCACUAGCAGUUAUCUGAUUUUAUUGGUUCCAUCUAAAUAAAGAGAAAUAACAAAUAAUUAAUUUUAUUUUACUAUUUUUACUGUCAAAUUUGAGCUUGGGCCAAUAUUACUGUGGAAUUUAAGCCAACAUUAUAAAUAUUUUCCAAACGAUGAUGAAUUUUUUUUUUUUUUCUUUCCACGUGAAUCUUAAAAAAGCUCCAUCGUCACGGCUUCACGUUCGUUGUAAACAUUAGCUUCAAAACCACCAACGGUGGAGUCGAUAAUGAGCACUGCACAGUCAGCCUUAAAGGUGCCAGCGAUCCUGUUCUUGAUAAAGCGACGACGUCCAAGAGUAUCAAUGACAGUGCAAUAACAUUUGGUGGCGUCGUGGAGAUUGCAUUCGUCGAAGUUGGGUCUGAGUGGG